GCUGGCUGGCUAGUUGGGUCAGUUGUUCCGCGCCAGCCGUCGGGCGACAACAAUGACCACUCGACGACGACGCCAACGUGACAGCAUUUAUCGAUUUUCGACAGUCCCAGUGGAGGAGCGCUAGGAGCAGUAGUCAAGAAAAAGUCCUGCCUCGCAGACCCACUGGGUCGGAUUAACGGCCUUCACAUGAGCAUGCUAGGAUUUGUCUACCUGGUUCUCAUCCUGGGCUGGAUACUGAUCGUCUUGUUCCUCAAGUGCAAAAAGUCCUUGGCCGCUCCAUUUCGGUUUGGCGAAAACUACACCGAUGCCAUCGCCGAUACGGAACGUCGACCAUCGGUCCACGUUAUCCAGUUGCAGCACGAUGAUGUGGAACGCGAGGAUCACUAUAUGAACAAUUUUCAUCAAAACACGGAGAAUCUGCAGCGGUACUCGCAUCGCUCGCAACGGUCUACGUUGGAGGAGCGCACGAUCGAGAGGACAUAUCCCACGGAUGCGGUAAUAAAUCCUGCCUAUAUGCACGACGAGGACUACGUGAUCAAUGCACCUCCGCCGUCCUACGAGGAAGUAAUGCGCCAGCCGCAGGUGUAUCCACAGGUGCGCCACAACAACCACAAGAUCAGCGAUGCUGACAUAUAGCCUAGUUAACCCGAUUAUCAUAAUAGCAUAAUUGCAAAUAUGCGCACUUUGUCUUGGUCAGCUGUGAUUUACAUAUUUGUUUGGUUUUUUAUUUCAUUUGCACCUAAAAAACAUAAUCAAUUGGAUUGAUUCAACAUAGGUGGCCUGCGCCCUCUUGCACUGCGAAUAAUAGUAGU
Molecule: messenger RNA, 812 nt
Organism: Drosophila erecta
Lineage: Eukaryota; Metazoa; Arthropoda; Insecta; Diptera; Drosophilidae
Exons: 3
Coding region: 187-636 (149 amino acids)
Source: RefSeq, a predicted model, not a curated record